This is a messenger RNA of Salvia miltiorrhiza (redroot sage), 3462 nucleotides long. RefSeq names its product heterogeneous nuclear ribonucleoprotein 1-like. The record is from RefSeq and is a predicted model, not a curated record. The coding region runs from base 440 to 1915 and encodes 491 amino acids. Lineage: Eukaryota; Viridiplantae; Streptophyta; Magnoliopsida; Lamiales; Lamiaceae. Gene Ontology annotation, molecular function: RNA binding. The transcript is spliced from 4 exons.
GAAUGUCAUAAUCACCCCUCUUUUUCCUCUCUUCCUAAUACUACUAUAUUUAUAUUGCUUGUAUAUAAAAAAAUAUAAAUAAUAUCUCCUCUCAUCUAAGCUAAGGAAUUCCAUUUCUUCUGAUUUUGUUUAAAAGGAGUGGAAUAACCAAGAAAAAGAAAGGAAGAGAAGGACCUUUGGGAGGGGAGAGAGAAGAGAGGAGAGAGAAAGGAAAGUGAGAGGAUGAGCAUACCCUCUGUUUUCAUUUAUGUAUAUUCCUCUCAUUAGAUCUUAGUUUAACUCUAAUUUCCAAUCUUUUUCUUCUUCUUUCAAUGGUUUACAAAUAUUGAAUCUUGAUUGAUGAACCAAGGAUCCGAUGAUUUACAUUAAAUUCUGCGGUUUCCCACUUAAUAUUUGAUCAGUGACUGCUACCGGAUUCCUGCCUGAUUUUCUGGACAAGAUGGAGGUGGAUCAAGGUAAGCUCUUUAUUGGUGGGAUAUCCUGGGACACAAAUGAGGAUCGUCUUAAAGAUUAUUUUGAAACAUAUGGGGAUGUUGUGGAGGCAGUGAUCAUGAGAGACCGAACCACCGGUCGUGCUCGUGGCUUUGGAUUUGUUGUCUUUGCAGACCCUGCCAUUGCUGAGAGGGUGGUAAAGGAGAAGCACAUGAUUGAUGGACGAACUGUGGAAGCUAAGAAAGCUGUUCCAAGGGAUGACCAGCACCUUAUAAAUAGAAACAAUGGCAGCAUGCAAGGUUCACCAGGACCUGGACGUACAAAAAAGAUAUUUGUAGGAGGAUUAGCAUCAACUAUUAGUGAGAGUGAUUUUAAAACUUAUUUCGAUCAGUUUGGUACAAUAACAGAUGUUGUGGUGAUGUACGAUCACAAUACGCAGAGGCCAAGAGGUUUUGGAUUUAUAACAUAUGAUUCAGAGGACGCAGUAGAUAGGGUGCUGCAUAAAACAUUCCAUGAACUCAAUGGUAAAAUGGUUGAGGUAAAGCGAGCAGUUCCCAAAGAAUUAUCUCCGGGACCCAGCCGGAGCCCACUUGUUGGUUAUAACUAUGGUUUUACUAGAGCCAACAAUUUCCUUAAUAACUAUGCCCAGGGAUAUAACCUAAGCUCAGUUGGAGGUUAUGGAGUUAGGAUGGAUGGUAGAUAUAGUCCACUAGCUAGUGGUCGAGCUGGUUUCUCACAUUUUGGUUCUCCUGCGUAUGGACUGGGUGUCAAUAUGGAGCAAGGUUUGAGUGGUGGCUUUGGAGGGGGCUCUAACUUCAACAACAACUUAGGUUAUGGUCGUGUUCUGAACCCAUAUUUUGCCAGUAACCAGGGCAGGUACAACACACCUAUUGGUUACAAUACAAGUAAUAGUAUAGGUGAAUCUUUUCUAAACACUUCACCUAGAAGUGUAUGGGGAAAUGGUGGACUUAAUGCUUCUCCAAAUAGUGCUGGCUCUGCUUCAUACUUUGGUUCUGCAAGUGGUGGUUUCGGAGUCUUUGGAAACAAUGGAACAAACUGGGGCACUUCCCCUGUCACUGGGUCCCUUGGAGGAAGCUCUUCUGGCUACAAUGGUGGAAACUUUGGCUACAGAGGUGGAGAUAACAGUUAUGCUGUGGGAGCAGGAGGAUUCAGAAGAAACACUGAAACUGGUGUUGCCACAACAUCUUCGUUUGCUGCUUCAACGGGUGAUUAUGAGGGAUCCUACGGGGACUUUUACCGUAGUGGUUCUGUAUAUGGUGACCCAACUUGGCAAACUGCAUCUUCUGAGCUGGAUAAUUCUAAUUCGUUCGGUUAUGGGCUUGGAAACCCAGAAGACGUUGCUGCUAAAGAUUCUGAGGAUUAUGUGGUCGGUUAUGACCUUCCAAAUAGGCAAUCCAGUAGAGGUAAUGUUUCUUUUAUUCUUGAUCUAAUGUUAUACCCCUCUUUAUUUUCUUAUAUUUAAAUAUCUUCGCUUACCUUUGUGGAUGGGUGGUUUUGGAUCUAAUUAUCCAGAUUUAUUUUUUCUUUAUGCAAAUAUUAGCCAUUUUCUGUUAUUGCAAGGAAUGAAACUCAUAGGAUGAAUGUUUUCUUUUCUUUCCACUGUAUUCUAAUUCUCUAGACUUACCAAACCAUGAUAUGGGACUUGGUGCUAAAUUUUUCUGGCAUUGAUUCACUUGUUGAAGCAUCCAAAUUGAAAACAUGAAGCUGCAAUUUUAGUUUGUGCACAGAGAAUUCACUAUAUUACAUUUGUCACUUAUUGGUGCAUAAUAGAUAGACUCGUGUUGUAGUAUGAUUCAUUUACCAUUUUUGGUGCCACAUUGCAAAUUCUUAUUGAAUCUAUCUAUGGACCAAGCCUCAUUUAUUAUCACUUUUGCAUUCAUUCUUCUCAGGUUUCUUUUAUUGUCAUAGGUUGCUCCAAGUGAAAUCUGUCAUUUGCUCCAUUUUUAGCCCACUUGUAAAUUAUAUUUUAAUCUAUAUGUGGGCCAAUUUUAAUUUGUUUGCACUUUUGCAUUCACUUGGAGGUUGCUUUUGUUGUCAUAGUUUGCUCCAACUGAAAUUGUCAUUGCAUAAAUAACUAAAGGUUAUGGGUAAAAAAUUUAAGUGCAAAACAUGUACAUUGUAAUGUAUAAGUAACCAAGAGACGAAGAAAGCUCUCUCUUGAUUAGCAGAAUGAUUGGAUAUAUGAUGAUGCACUUGUGUACCUAAACUAAAGGUCUGCAUUUAAGUCAAAUCAAUUGUGCGUAUACAACAUUUCUUUCUUUUGGCGGGUUAUGCAAAUAUGCACGAGCUUAAAAAGAUGAUGGUGUCUGAUACUUACCCUAAGAAACUGAUUAGUUAGAAACUUGCAUGAACUUAGACGAGGAGUAAUCAAAUUGUGUUGUGAAAUUUGGCGUUGAGCUAAUUUUUUCUCCAUUUCUUCAGGGAUUGCUGCUUAGGAAACUUUAGUGAUGUGAAGAUAAUGUAGAAGAUGAGAUUUUUGAGAAGUUGUGGAUUUUGAAUUUCGUACGUAUCCCUCACAGAUAUAUACAUACACACACGCAUACAUACACACACACACACACACACACACACACACACAUAUAUAUAUAUAUAUAUAUAUAUAUAUAUCAUGUCAUUACACAGAGCUAACAGGAUGUUGCCUUGAAGCAUACGUGUCAGAGGAAUUUUGUAAAGGCUUGGGUUUUUAUUUUGAAAAUAUAAGGAUCAACAUUUUGGUUGAGAUGUAUAUCAGAUUGCGGGAGGAUCCAUUCUAGCUUUGAUUUGUUGUGCGAUGACUGCUACAAUGAUGUUGGAAAGGUAGAGAGUUUUUUAUUUUUUAUUUAUUUAUUUUUGUAUUCAUUUUUCCCCCUAUUUUUUGGCUCUAAUGACUGGCUAAAAUUUUCCUUAUUUUUGUCUGGAAAUUGUAUUGGUCUCAGAUUGUAUGUGUGAUUGCUAGCGUGAUAUAUAAAGAGGGUGUUUAAGCCUGCUAGGUUUCCCUUCAAUAAAAAUACGGAUAUGAUUAUAUAUUCA